Sorex fumeus (smoky shrew) is the source of this 2288-nucleotide messenger RNA. RefSeq names its product zinc finger protein 345-like. Lineage: Eukaryota; Metazoa; Chordata; Mammalia; Eulipotyphla; Soricidae. Gene Ontology annotation, biological process: regulation of transcription by RNA polymerase II. Gene Ontology annotation, molecular function: RNA polymerase II transcription regulatory region sequence-specific DNA binding; DNA-binding transcription factor activity, RNA polymerase II-specific. Gene Ontology annotation, cellular component: nucleus. The coding region runs from base 373 to 2202 and encodes 609 amino acids. The record is from RefSeq and is a predicted model, not a curated record. The transcript has 5 exons.
AUCACAGGUAGAAGGAAGCUCCACUUCGCAGUGAUUGAUGCUACUGCCCUCAGCAGAGGACAGCGGGUGGCUGGCCCCUCCAGCAGUCAGCAGAGUCUGGUGAUAUUGGAAGUUUAGAUCGACAGCCCAGGCUGGAGCAACAGUACAGUGGGUAAAGCAUUUGCCUUGCACACGGCUGGCCCAGGUUCAAUCCCCAGCAACACAUGUGGUGCCCCAAGCUGGCCACUGAGUGAUUCCUGAGCACAUAGACCAACACCCCAGGAGAGCUGAGCCAGGCUGAGGUGCAGGGGAGCCUCCAGCACUGCUGCGAAUCGGAGGGCCUCAGGAGAGAAAACUCACUACAGAACCUUCCGUGUCUCUAAGGGCGAAAUAAUGAAAGAAAUGGAUCAAUCUUUGAUGGUGUUUUUUGAGGAUGUGGCUGUGGACUUCACCUGGGAAGAGUGGCAGCAUCUUGAUGAUGAACAGAGGACCCUGUACCGGGAUGUGAUGCUGGAGACUUACAGUCAUCUGGAGUCAUUGGGACAUUCAGGAGUCACCAAACCUGAGGUCAUCUUCAGGUUGCAGGAAGGAGCAGAGCCAUGGAUGGUCAAAGUACCCCCAACCCAGAACAUCUCAGGCCCAACUAUAAGUACUGGAAACUAUUCCAGGAUGUUGCCGGAGGUGUAUGAUAUAUUUAAGAACAAGUUUCUACUAUUUAAGUCUGAUGAGAUGCAUCCUGCAGAGAAACCUGAGGGCUUUAAUUCAAUUGGAAAAUCCCUUGCUUUUGAGGACGAACAUCAUCCAAGAAGUCAGAGUGCGAAUGCUAUUAAGAAAUCAUACCUCACUCACAUUCAGAAAACUGAGGUAGGAGAGAAAAUAUCUGAAUCUAAUGUAUACGGUAAAAUUCCCUACAAAAUGUCUAGUGUUAAGUAUCAAAACAUAUACACAGGUGAGAAAUCUUACAAGUAUCAGAAAACCCCUCAUUCUUCAACCCUUAGACAUCAGAGAACUGACUCAGGAGAGAAAUCCUAUGAAUGUAAAGAAUGGAGGAAAACAUACUCACCACAGUCCUGCCUCACUGUGCACCACAGAAUUCAUGCAGGAGAAAAACGCUUUGAAUGUAAAGUGUGUAGAAAAACUUACUCUUGGAAGUCAUACCUUGCUGUCCACCAAAGAAUUCACGCAGGAGAGAAACGCUUUGAAUGUAAAGAGUGUAGGAAGACAUUCUUUUCAGGUUCGAACCUCAUUGAACACCAGAGAAUUCACACAGGAGAAAAACCCUUUGAAUGUAAAAUAUGUAGGAAAACUUACUCCCGAAAGUCAUACCUCAAUGUACACCAGAAAAUUCACACAGGAGAGAAACGCUUUGAGUGUAAAGUAUGCAGGAAAACCUACUCCUGGAAGUCAUAUCUCACUGUUCACCAGAGAAUUCACACAGGAGAGAAACCCUUUGAAUGUAAAGAAUGUAGGAAGACAUUCUUUUCAGGUUCAAACCUCAUUGAACACCAGAGAAUUCACACAGGAGAGAGACCCUAUGAAUGUAAAGUAUGUAGGAAAACUUACUCCCGAAAGGCAUAUCUCACUAUACACUACAGAAUUCACACAGGAGAGAAACGUUUAGAAUGUAAAGAAUGUGGCAAAACUUACUUUUCAAAUUCAGACCUCACUGAACACCAGAGAAGUCACACAGGAGAGAAACCCUAUGAAUGUAAAGUAUGUAGGAAAACUUACUCCCGGAAGUCAUACCUCGCUGUUCACCAGAGAAUUCACACAGGGGAGAAACUCUUUGAAUGUAAAGAAUGUAGGAAAACUUUCUUAUCUGGUUCAAACCUCAUUGAACACCAGAGAAUACACACAGGAGAGAAACCCUUUGAAUGUAAAGAAUGUAGGAAAACUUUUGCCUCUAGAUCAAAUCUCAAUGCCCACCAGAGAAUCCACACAGGAGAGAGACCCUAUGAGUGUAAAGAAUGUGGAAAAACUUUCUCCUGGAGGUCACAUCUCAUUGAACAUCAGAGAAACCACACAGGAGAGAAACCCUAUGAAUGUAAAGAAUGUAAGAAAACUUUCUCUUGGAAGUCAGCUCUCUCUGACCACCAGAAAAUUCACACGGGGGAAAGACCCUAUGAAUGUAAAGAAUGUAUGAAAACUUUCAUCUGGAAGUCAAACCUUAUUGAACACCAAAGAAUUCACACACGAAAGAAAUCCUAUGAAUGUCAAAAAUGAAGGUCAAACUGAGGAGAUAUCUCUUAGAACUCAUAUGGAAGAGAAACCCUAUUAAGGUAUAGAACAUAGGGAAUCUUUCUACAUUA